Paramecium octaurelia is the source of this 441-nucleotide messenger RNA. The record is from the annotation of a GenBank genome assembly. NCBI's taxonomy places the organism in Eukaryota, Ciliophora, Oligohymenophorea, Peniculida, Parameciidae.
AUGAAAUAAUCACAAAUUUCAUCAUUCAUUAUGGCUUAAUCACAAGUUUUCGAAUAUUAAGAUUUGAAUUUGAGUGAUUUUAAUGCAUACUAUAGAAAACCCUUGUACAUGAGAUAGUUAAGAAUUAAUUAAUAAAACAAUCAUGAAUUUUCUAAGAAUGUGAAGAAAUAAAUUUAAAAUAUACAAUAUUUGGAGAAGAAAAGAGAGAUAAUGAAAAAUAAUAACAUUAAGAAUUAAGAUCAAAAGUUAAUGACAAUUGAAGAGUUUAAAAAAGUAUAAAAAUAGAAAAGAAUUUCGAUUUCCAAAGAAAUCCAUGGCAAAUUCAUUUAGGAAAAGCAAAAUGAAUUUUUAAAAUUGCUAUCGUUCUGUCUAGCAAUCCUUAUUAUUCUUGUUUUGAUUUUUCAUCAAAAUGAACCAGUUUAAAUUCAAGGUCUCUUUUGA